AUGCAGUGGCAAAGCAACGUAAGGGCCAAGGGUCGCACUGGCUCACCCAGAUUGAUGGCUGGCCUACCCAGUGUUCUGCUGUAUGAGACUUUGGCAUGGGAAGUGAGAAUGCCAUCAGAAAUUCAUGGUCUCAAAGGUUCCUGUCUGGUUAUACCGUGCUCUUACUCUUACACUUCAAACCCACCCACUAAACCACGUAGAGUUGUGUGGUAUCAGUAUGUGUCGAAAGGCUACCCUAUAGUUUAUGAUCCCUUGAAUCCAGGCGAUGUUAUUGACAAGUUCAGAGGAAAAACUGAUAUAUAUAGGCAUACAAACUCAGAUCGGGAUUGUAGUCUGCUGAUCAAAAGCGUGGAUCCGUCUCACAAUGGAGAACAAUUAUAUGCAUGGAUUGACCCAGAAAAUAUUGGAAGGCACACCUAUGAGUUUUAUGAUGUCACCUCCAUGAUUAUUGUUGACACAAAUCCCCAGCGGCCUUUCAUCAAAAUUGACGGAGGUUUAAAGACCGGUGACAGCAUUACGGUAACGUGUUACACCUACCACACCUGUCCAUACAGAAAACCAAACAUCAUUCUGAAGGGUAUUGAAGGAUCUGAUAAAAUAGAUGAUGUCCAUUUGGAAAACGGUCAAUGGAAAAUCUCUCUGACACGCACCGGUGUUGUGAAGGCUGAACGCUUGGAUAUUGAGUGUACUGUAACACAUCAUGGAGGCAGAACAACAAGAGCUACAAAAUCACAAAGUGCAAAAUGUGUCUAUUCUAGUAUAACCAUUGAGCCUAAACUGGCAGCAGAUAUCAUAGAGGGUGUUGAAAAGACCUUCACUUGUACCGUCCACCAUUCCUGCCUGAAGAAUCCUCCGAUCCUCUCCUGGAACUUUAAGAAUAUGCCGGUCAAAGAUGGAAAGAAACAACUUACAGGGUUUGAAUUGGCCACCUUUUCCACCAUAACCUUUUUGGGGGCAAAGAAAGACGAUGGGAAGAAAUUAAUCUGCACUACAAAUAUUUCUGGACAGAAAAUCACAGCAUCUGUUGUCUUACAUGUACAACAUUCUUUUACAGAGUCUCCAAAACCAAUGACUGCAGUCCAGAAUAAAUCUGUUUCCCAGAAACCCGAGUUGAGGACCUUUGACAUGAAGACAACUGGGCUUUACAUUCUAGCCCCCUCAUUUGCUUUGCUUCUCAUUUUCAUAUUUGCUGGAGUCAUCAUAUACAAGAAGUGUAACAGGUCAAAUGAUGCAGCUGCGGCCCGUAUACCAUCACCAAAGAGGUAG
This is a messenger RNA of Paramisgurnus dabryanus, 1266 nucleotides long. The record is from RefSeq and is a predicted model, not a curated record. NCBI's taxonomy places the organism in Eukaryota, Metazoa, Chordata, Actinopteri, Cypriniformes, Cobitidae.